GUUUUCUUCAUGUUUGAGUACACGGCCAAGAUGGAGGAUUUGGUUGGAGUGUAUUCUGUAUUCUUUGAUCUUGCUUAUCAAACAGCUUGGAGGAGAUAUAACCAUCGCAAAUUUUGGUGAGUUUUAUAGUUUACUUGGUUUUUAAUCUUUGUUAGUUUACAAUGAGUUUAGAUAGUUCUUUGAAUGUUUGCAUGGCGAUAAAAUAUAAUUGUUUUUGUUUGUGGAAACAUGUUUGUGCAGUAAUAAAUUUACGUGGUGUUUCCACAAACAAAAACAAUUAGAGUUUAGAUAGAUAGUAAAUUAAUUACUACUCACUAAUUAUUAAACUCUUUAGAAAUCCCAAUAAUUUGUUUCAAUUGUUUGUAGGAAUGUUAUUAUUCACGUGGCAACAGCAUGGUUGUCAACAAAGUUUUUAUUAUCAAUGGCAGGAAUAUUAUUUCCUACAAUUGUCAAUAUUUUCCUUAUUUUUUUCAACAUUGCAAUUUGCUUGGCACAAGAUCUCAAACUUGGGGUAUGUUUUAUGUAUCUGUUAAAUGUUGAAACUUGUAGAUUUGGAUUAAGGUUAGGGCUAUAGGGUUAUGAUUUUUGGGCAUUUUCUAUAACAUAAUUGGUGGCUUUUUCAUAUUAAUAUUGAAUUCUUAAAGGCACCAGUAUUUCAAAGACAAUUCAAACGUUUUUCCUCCAGGGAAUCUAUUCUGUAUUGUAUCUCCUGGUUGCAUAUCAUGGUCUGAAUGUGGAAACAUCAUUUAUGCAAGCUUUCAUCAUGCUUGUCCUAGUUCUUGGCUUUCAAAUUGCUGUCGGACAUUUCUUGAUUGAAAGUGAACAACCUGUCAUUUUGGAAAGACAAGGAGAUGUUGUGUUUAUUGUUUGUACUAUAAUGAAUGACCUCUUCUUAGCACCCUUUCAUUUCGCAGUGCUCAUCUUGAUGAGAUCAAACUUACUGCCAGACUUACAUUGGAGGUCUGAUAUACAACUUAAGAAACUUAUGGAGGAACUGGAAGGGAAAAAAUCACCUUAAAGUUAUUUUAUAAGAAGAUUUUAUACGAGUUUAUAGUAAUAUUUUUAUAGUUUUAACCACAAUAACACCACACACCAAGACAUGUUGAACAUGUUUAAAAUAACACAUUGAUAUAAUUAUAUACAGAUUUUAUUUACAUAUAAAUAAAUUGAAUGACUACUUGAUGCAAACUACUAUCUACUUGCCUGCAAACAGGCUCUAUUUGAACAGGCUCGAAUUCAAUGCAAAGAGCCUGUUUGCUGGCUACUAUCUACUCUGAGCUACUACAAAUUCUUUAAAACAAUUAUAAGAACAAAAACAAAAUAUAAAAUAACAAUUAGAAUCUUUAAUCUGAGUGUACAGUUUAUCCUGUAUCAGAGUUAGGACUUGUGAGUAAAGGCUGUCGCAAGUUUCAAAAAAUGCAUUUACAUAAUAUCUCUGGCUGCAUAGGUGACAACAUCCUUUUGGAGUUUUCAGUAAUGUUUGCAAUGGUUUGGGAAGCAAUUCUUGUUGUUUUGUAUCUAGAAAGC
This is a messenger RNA of Paramuricea clavata, 1527 nucleotides long. NCBI's taxonomy places the organism in Eukaryota, Metazoa, Cnidaria, Anthozoa, Malacalcyonacea, Plexauridae. The record is from the annotation of a GenBank genome assembly.